AACAUGGAUUCUGUUUUUAUCGGACGAUUUUUUUUACAAUAAAUUUGCGCAAUUGACAAAACCAAAACAAUCUCAAAACAUAUAUUAACUCACAUCUCCAUUCACAUACUGUCAAGAACCACCGUUCGGGUCGAUUUCCAUUCCGCUAAAGAAAGUCAAUUUUUAAAUUUAUUUUUCAUUGGAUUUGAUUAUCAAAGCGCAGUCGGUUGUUAAUAUUACGAUUUAAUAAGUGUUUGACGGCCGAGUCGAUUGUGUUACAAUUUUGAAGAGCCCAUAUUCGAUUGAAAUCAUCAAAUCAGCUCGCGGUGAAGUGUUUUUGAGGACACAUGAGAUAUUUAAAAAAAAUGGAAAAUUGUAUCUUAACGUCAUAACAUACGCAAUUGGUGCAAGAAUCGUUAGGUUUUGAUAGAAUAUUUCAAUUAGAAAAAUUUAUUUGUUUAGUUCGGUGUGACAAGACUCAGUUCGAGCUGAAGCGAGUGACAAAAUAGAUUUUGAAGAAGAAAAAAUUGCAUAAAAUUUGCCACAAUGCGGUUAUUUCCAGUUAGAUUUACCAGUGCCAACAUCCAGAAACUCUUGGAUUAUUAUUCGCAGUACAACCCAACUCCGAUGUCAAUCAAACAGUUUAUUGACUUUGGUUUAAAUGCGUGCGAGAAGAAGUCCUUCAUAUUCCUUCGAAAAGAGUUGCCUGUACGCCUUGCUAAUAUUAUGAAAGAAAUUGCAUUACUACCAGAUAGUUUACUUCACACAUCAUCUGUCGGAUUGGUUAAUCGAUGGUACGAACAAAGUUUCCAAGAGGUGGUCCGAUACGAGAAUAUGGAACUAACACCCAGCACGCUUGAAACAUUUUGUUCAGAUCUGAAUCAUAUUCGUGAUCGACAUAAAGAUGUGGUGCAGACGAUGGCACAGGGUGUAAUCGAAUUGAAAGAAUCCCGUGAAAUUGACUCACCGAUGGAACUGUCAAUCCAAUAUUUCCUUGACCGCUUUUACAUGUCCCGGAUCAGCAUCCGCAUGUUGAUUAACCAGCACACGCUUUUAUUCAGUGAAAUACCACAGAAAGGACGACACAUCGGCUGCAUCGAUCCAAUGUGUGAUCCGUCGUCGGUCGUAUUGGAUGCAUAUGAAAGUGCACGAUUUCUCUGUGAUCAAUAUUACCUGGCUAGUCCUGAAAUGAAAUUAGUCCAACACAACGAACUGGAAGGAAAUCGACCGAUUCAUAUGAUAUACGUGCCAUCGCAUUUAUAUCACAUAUUAUUUGAAGUAUUCAAGAAUUCCAUGCGAGCUGUGAUGGAACAUCAUGGACAAAAUUUGGAAGACAUACCGCCGCUGGAGGUGACAGUGGUUAGAGGUCGCGAAGACAUUUGUGUUAAAAUAUCGGAUAGAGGCGGCGGCAUUCCACGAUCACAAGUUGAUCAGAUUUUCAAGUACAUGUACAGUACAGCACCGCAACCAUCAAAAUCGGAGAUGCACACAGUCCCGUUAGCUGGAUACGGAUAUGGUCUUCCAUUAUCCCGACUGUAUGCACGGUACUUGCAUGGCGAUUUCGUUUUGUUUUCGUGUGAAGGUUACGGAACGGACGCCAUUGUAUACUUGAAGGCCUUUUCCGAUGAAGCCAAUGAGCUAUUGCCAAUAUUUAACAAAACUAGUAGCCGUUUCUAUAAAGCUACUGUUCCCACAGGAGAUUGGUCGAAUCAGAGUUCCACCAUGAAUGUUAGACAGUUGAAUGCAUCGCUUCCGAAACGUUCUCCAUCUAAUGACGAAAACGAACAGGCAUCGGCAAGUACCACUACAUCAUAAACGGAACAUCAUUUUCGUAAAACUGUUCAUUUAAAGGUGCAAUAUGAUCCGGAAUCGUUAAUUUAGAAAAAAUAUUGAAUACCAUGCAUUUGUGACGAUGGUAAUGUAUGAUACAGCACGGAUGAAUGUAUACAGGAGUGGAAAACAAAUUAUAGUAAAACAUGAGUAAAAUUAACUAACAAUUCCUUGUUAUUUAGUAGAUAGAGAGAGAUAGAGGCAGGUAGAGAGAGCUAUAUACAUUUUGCAUAUCAAAUUUUGUAUUUUAGUUAGAUUCAAAUUUAAAAUUUUAGUUACCCACACGCACCA
Bradysia coprophila is the source of this 2100-nucleotide messenger RNA. RefSeq names its product pyruvate dehydrogenase kinase (gene Pdk). Gene Ontology annotation, biological process: protein phosphorylation; regulation of glucose metabolic process. Lineage: Eukaryota; Metazoa; Arthropoda; Insecta; Diptera; Sciaridae. The record is from RefSeq and is a predicted model, not a curated record. Gene Ontology annotation, cellular component: mitochondrion. Gene Ontology annotation, molecular function: pyruvate dehydrogenase (acetyl-transferring) kinase activity.